AUGAAGGUUGACGAGCUCACAGCCCUUGAGGGCCAACUCACGGGAGAUUUCCGCCAAAUCGAACCCCGCCUGCAGGCUCUGGACAAGCACCUGAUUCUGCGUACCUACCUCGACGGAUUCAUCCUGGGAGAUAUCGACACCAAAAUCUGGCAGACGCUCCGUGGCAACCGUGCUGCCGUGUCGUUCAUCGGUCGUGGUAGCUUGGUAAACCUCGCCCGGUGGUACCGGUUCAUUGAGGAAAACCACCCCGAGAUCCAGGCCGAUAUCAAGGCCAAGGAUGCUGCUGCAAAGGCCAAGGUGGCUGCGGCUAGCAAGGCCGGUGCGAGCUACGCUCUUGCCCUACAGAAUGCUGACAAGGGCGUGGUGACUAGAUUCUUGCCCGAGCCCUCGGGCUAUCUGCACAUUGGACACGCCAAGGCGGCGCUUCUGAGCGACUACUUUGCCCACCAAGCAUACAAGGGACAGCUACGCCUCCGCCUCGACGACACCAACCCGUCCAAGGAGAAGCAGGAGUACCAAGAUGCCAUUAUCGAGGACCUAGCCCUCAUGGGUAUCAAGCCCGACGCGCUCUCGUACACCUCCGACUACUUCGACUACCUGUACGACAUGUGCGUGCGGCUGAUCUCGGAGGGCCACGCUUACGCAGACGACACCGACCAGGAGACUAUGCGUGACGAGCGGUUCAAGGGCAUCGCCUCGAAGCGCCGCGACCGGAGCGUCGAGGAGAACCUGCGCAUUUUUGAGGAGAUGAAGCAAGGUUCGCCGGAGGGUCUUCAACACUGCAUGCGCGCCAAGUUGUCGGUCGACAACCCGAACAAGGCCCUGAGAGACCCUGUUAUCUACCGCUGCAACGUCGAGACCCCCCACCACCGCACCGGCACCAAGUGGAAGAUGUACCCGAUGUACGAUUUCGCAUGCCCCGUGGUCGACAGCCACGAGGGGGUCACGCACGCGUUGAGGUCCACCGAGUACACCGACCGGAACCCCCAGUACCAGUGGUUCCUCGACACGCUCAAGCUGCGUCAAGUGUACAUGUGGGAUUUCGCCCGCAUGAACUUCAUCCGCACAUUCCUGUCGAAGCGUAAGUUGGCCAAACUGGUUGACACCGGCAAGGUCUGGGGCUGGGACGACCCGCGCAUGCCGACGAUCCGCGGUGUCCGCCGCCGCGGCAUGACCAUCCCCGCGCUGCGAGACUUUAUCCUCAAGCAAGGCCCCAGCCGCAACGUGGUGACCAUGGACUGGACCAACUUCUGGGCCAGCAACAAGAAGGAGAUCGACCCCAUCGCGCCGCGCCACACCGCCAUCCUGCAAAAGGACGCCGUCAAGGUCACCAUCACCGGGGCCGAAGCCCCCGCCGAGCCCUUCUCGACCGACCGCCCCCGCCACCCGAAGAACAAAGACGUCGGCACGAAGAAGGUCGUCUUCGCCUCCGAGCUCCUCCUCGACCAAGCCGACGCCAAGAGCUUCAAGGACGGCGAGGAAAUCACCCUCAUGGCCUGGGGCAACGCCUUCGUCAAGCAGAUUGCGGCUGGCGACCCGAUCCCGACCCUCAGCGCCGAGCUCAACCUGCAAGGCGACGUCAAGAAGACGGAGAAGAAGGUCACGUGGCUCGCGACGCAGGGCCAGACUCUGGUGCCUGCCGAGCUAUGGGACUUUGACUACCUCAUUACUAAAGAUAUCCUGCAGGAGGAGGACACGCUAGAGGACUACUUGACGCCGGUGACGGAGACGCUGGAGGAUGCGUGGUGUGAUGAGGCGGCGGCGCAGCUCAAGAAGGAUGAUAUUAUUCAGCUGGAGCGGAGAGGUUAUUACCGCGUGGAUAAGGGGUUGGGUGACUGGAAGGAGGGUGAGGAGGGGCCGAAGGGGAAGAGGCUGGUGUUGUUCUGUAUCCCGACGGGUAAGACGGGGCCGAAAUAG
Molecule: messenger RNA, 1917 nt
Organism: Dichotomopilus funicola
Lineage: Eukaryota; Fungi; Ascomycota; Sordariomycetes; Sordariales; Chaetomiaceae
Product: tRNA synthetases class I, catalytic domain-containing protein
Exons: 2
Coding region: 1-1917 (638 amino acids)
Biological process (GO): glutamyl-tRNA aminoacylation; translation
Cellular component (GO): cytosol; methionyl glutamyl tRNA synthetase complex; cytoplasm
Molecular function (GO): ATP binding; glutamate-tRNA ligase activity
Source: RefSeq, a predicted model, not a curated record